Molecule: messenger RNA, 2524 nt
Organism: Physeter macrocephalus (sperm whale)
Lineage: Eukaryota; Metazoa; Chordata; Mammalia; Artiodactyla; Physeteridae
Gene: SNAPC4
Product: small nuclear RNA activating complex polypeptide 4
Exons: 18
Coding region: 78-2360 (760 amino acids)
Biological process (GO): snRNA transcription by RNA polymerase II; snRNA transcription by RNA polymerase III
Cellular component (GO): snRNA-activating protein complex
Molecular function (GO): RNA polymerase III type 3 promoter sequence-specific DNA binding; RNA polymerase II cis-regulatory region sequence-specific DNA binding
Source: RefSeq, a predicted model, not a curated record
CUCAGCCUAAGGGCCGCUGCUAGAAGCGUGGGGUGUGGAGGUCGGGCGCCGGCUCUGCGCGCAGGUGGGCAGACAUCAUGGACAUAGAUGCUGAAAGGGUCAGAAUAUCGAAGGAGAUCAGGGAGUUGGAACGGAUUCUGGGCCCCAGCUCUUCGAGCGUCGGCGCGGACAUCUCGGAGUCCAGCCUCGACCCGGAUUCUGCUGCGGAUUCGCUGCCCGACGAGGACUCGGAUGCUGCUGGUCCACUGCUCUUGGAAGGAGAAAGGUGGGGGGAGGCCAGCAAUGAUGAGGACGACCCCAGGGAGAAGGCACUUCCUGAAGACCCAGAGACCUGCCUGCAGCUGAACAUGGUCUACCAGGAGGUCAUCCGGGAGAAGCUGGCGGAGGUCAGCCUGCUGCUGGCCCAGAACCGGGAGCAGCAGGAGGAAGUCAUGUGGGCACUGGUGGGGUGCAAGGGCCCCAAGGUGAAGAACAGCAGGAACCUGCCCUCGAGUCUGUACAUGGGGCACUUCAUGAAGCCCUACUUCAAGGACAAGGUCACCGGAGUGGGGCCUCCUGCCAACGAAGACACGCGGGAGAGGGCCGCCCAGGGCAUCAAGGCUUUCGAGGAGCUCCUGGUGACCAAGUGGAAGACCUGGGAGAAGGUCCUGCUCAGAAAGUCAGUGGUGAGCAACCGCCUGCAGCGCCUGCUCCAGCCCAAGUUACUCAAGCUCGAGUAUUUGCAGCAGAAACAGAGCAGCACCACGAGUGAGGCAGAGAGGCAGGUCCUGGAGAAGCAGGCCAGGGAGGCUGAGAAGGAGGUGCAGGACAUCCAUCAGCUCCCCGAGGAGGCCCUGCUGGGGAGCCGGCUGGACGAGCACGACUGGGAGAAGAUCUCCAACGUCAACUUCGAGGGCAGCCGCAGCGCGCAGGAGAUCCGCAGGUUCUGGCAGAACUGCGAACACCCAAGCAUCAACAAGCAGGAGUGGGGCGCACGGGAGGUGGGCCGGCUGCAGGCCGUCGCGGCCGCACGCGGCCACCUGGACUGGCAGAAGAUCGCCGAGGAGCUGGGGACCCGCCGCAGCGCCUUCCAGUGCCUGCAGAAGUACCAGCAGCACAGCCCGGCGCUGAAGCGCGGGGAGUGGACGGAGGAGGAGGACCGCGUGCUCACCCGGCUGGUGCAGGAGAUGCGCGUCGGCCGCCACAUCCCCUACCGGAGGAUCGUCUACUACAUGGAGGGGAGGGACUCCAUGCAGCUCAUCUACCGCUGGACCAAGAGCCUGGACCCCAGCCUGAAGAAGGGUCUCUGGGCGCCAGAGGAAGACGCGAAGUUGCUUCAGGCAGUCGCCAAGUACGGGGAGCAGGAUUGGUUUAAAAUCCGGGAAGAGGUGCCAGGUAGGAGCGAUGCCCAGUGCCGCGAUCGGUAUCUCAGAAGGUUACAUUUUGGCUUGAAAAAGGGACGAUGGAAUUCCAAAGAAGAGGAAAAGUUAAUUGAAUUAAUAGAAAAAUACGGUGUCGGUCACUGGGCAAAAAUAGCCUCUGAACUACCCCAUCGGACGGGUUCCCAGUGCCUAAGCAAGUGGAAAAUCAUGGUCAGGAAGCGGCAGCGGCGCAGGCGGGGGCGGCGGCCCCCUCGCAGGGUGCGGUGGAGCUCCAGCAGCGGGGACAGCGGCACCGCCAGCGGGGACAUCAGCACCGCCAGCGGGGACUCGGAGCCAGAGGCAGCCCUGGGGGCCCUGACAGGUGGCCGGGCGCUGCUGCCAGCACAGCAUGUCGUGCCUGACGUGGACCUGUGGGUUCCCGUCCGGCAGAGCGCCAGGGAGCUAUGGGGAGGGGGGGCCGGGCGCCGGCCAGGACCCUGUGAUGCCUGCCCCCGCCCUCGCGAGGGCUCCGACCCGGCCCCGGGUGGCCGCUGGGAAGCUUGCGGCACGGCCUCAGCCCCAGCAGAGCCGGCAGGCCGGGCGCGGGCCCCCGCCGGGACCCAGAGCACCAGCCUGAGAGGCGUCAGAUGCCCGUGCUCGACGGACGCUCGCCCCUUGAGCUCCGUGGGGCCGGCGCGCCAGAAGGAGCCGAGGCAGCCGCACGUGCGCAGCGCCGCCCCUGGCGGCGGUGGUGGCAGUGGCGGGGCCGGGCCCUGCGUGCGGCCGCUGUGGCACGGGACCGGGCGGCGGCGCCAGGAACAUGCCCUGCAGAGGAGGCUCCUUGAGCACCAGCUUCUGACGGCCGUGAGCCCGUGGGCGGGCGAGGUCGUCCUGCCACGCGCUCCCCGGAGGCCCGCCGUGGCGCGCAGCCGAGCUGACGGCAUCAGGAGGCGGCUGCAGGGCGCCCGCCUGGCCAGCACCCCGGUGUUCACCCUCUUCAUUCAGGUAAGAAGCCUCUGACGCACAACUUUUUUUCCCUCGUGCGUUGUGUUUCUGGUGGAGUUUUGAAGUUUGUGGUGGAGUCGCUUAAAGUCCAGCUUUUUGAAGUUGUGGAUCCUUAAAAAUGGCUCUUCUGUCACCUACGAUUCUCAGCGUUCAACUCGGCGUGGGAGGGGCAGCCGUGG